This is a messenger RNA of Pollicipes pollicipes, 1711 nucleotides long. It is a transcript of the gene Coa7, whose product is annotated as Cytochrome c oxidase assembly factor 7. The transcript has 3 exons. The record is from RefSeq and is a predicted model, not a curated record. Bases 140 to 835 code for a protein of 231 amino acids. Gene Ontology annotation, cellular component: mitochondrial intermembrane space. Gene Ontology annotation, molecular function: protein binding. Lineage: Eukaryota; Metazoa; Arthropoda; Thecostraca; Pollicipedomorpha; Pollicipedidae.
UGCGCACGGUUUUGAUAUGUAGCAUCAGUUCAGCUCCUUCGUCCUUGAAAAGCUGUGCUGUUUGGGGCUGCUACUGGAUUAUUCGCUGAAGAAGGUUUUGCUAAGCGUGUAAAGCCUGAAGGUUGCUUGGUACUGAGAUAUGAACUUUGACCUGAAGUCUGAGGAGGAUGUCAAGCAGUAUAUUGACAAUUUAGGAAUUGAAUACCGUUUUGGAUGCUACAAUGAAAAGAAACCAGAAAGCUGUCACUUGCUGGCGGACUAUUUUGAAGGCAUCAAGAAGGACUUCGAACGAGCCGCCAAGGUGUACAAAAGCACGUGCGACGACUAUGGGCUGACAAAGAGCUGCCACAAAUACGCGGGCUAUGUGUUUCUGGGUAAGGGGUGUCGUCAGGACUCCGAGGAGGCUCUGCGAUACUACACGCGCGGAUGCGACGGCGGCGAGAUGCAGUCCUGUCUGAACGCCGGACUCAUGCACCUCUCCGGCGCCACCUCCAACGGCCAGCAGAAGAACCUGCCGCAGGCGAUGCAGAUGAUCGAGAAGAGCUGCUCGGGUGACAACCCCACCGGCUGCUACUACCUCUCCGGCCUAUACAUCACAGGCGUCAAAGGCCACCACGAGAAGGACAUGCAGGUGGCCUUCAAGCACGCGCUGAAGGCUUGCGAACUGGGCAACAUGUAUGCGUGCUCUAAUGUUAGCCAGAUGUACCGCAAGGGCGACGGUAUCGACAAGGAUGAAAAACUGGCGGCGGACUUCAGACAUCGCGCCGCAGAAAUGCAGGAGCAGGUGAAGAAAAACAUGAACAUCGGCUUCCAGCAAGGCGCCUCGCCCUCCUGAUGAAACUGAAUAGGUCACUCGAUUGGCGCACAUUGUGCCGGAGAAAUAGUGUCACUGAUAGAUGUCACCAUCUGGGGAUAACCUCCCAUGGGUCAUAGGCUGUUCGAUUGCGUGUAGUGGAUGGAAUGUCGGGUUGUGUUGCUGCUGAUGUCCCCGCCCACAGCUCGCUGCUAUUGACCUUUUCGUGUCGUCGUUUAACGGUGUCGGCAUGAAGUCAGAAAUCCUAAAAUGAUCUAGCAUUUGUAGCGCAAUUCUCAGGGAAAUUUGUUUUUGCCUUCGGGUGGUUGUUUUUAAAGUUAGGCUCAGUUCUCGACUACCAUCGUCAGUCACCCUGGGAUCCAACUUAACAAACCGUUGCAGCAAAUUAUGUAUCACGUGGAUAGCUUGUAGAAGUUUAUCUAAAGGUAACGUACGACCAUUCAGUUGUGCCACCGGUUUUCUACGUAUAUUUUUGCAAACCGAUGAUAUUUCGUCCACUUUUGCUUGAAUGUUUUUCUAUGGGCAGAACAUUUACAUUAUCUUCUUCACUACUGACUUAUCUUGCUCAGGAAUGCUAUUCAAACCUGCAAGAAGACAUGGAGGCAUUUUUUUUUUCUGCUGCGCAAACUGCCUACCAUUUGUGCAAUUCGAAUUUCAUGCGACGUUCAGUUCACAGCUGGAUAUUGAUGAGUUUGCUGGGAGGAUGGCAACACAGCACUGCGUCUAAUGAAUUAUUCGUGAAGCGCGCUUGUGUGAUUUGCAUCAAACAUGCCCUCACAUCAGCGUAGAAAGACGUGUGCGAUAGUAAAAGGUGAAUGCUGCGAUGUGGUGGGCCAAGUGGCGGCAGUCAGUUUUACGUCAUUGUUAUUUGCAGAAAAAAUACAACUGCUGUUUCAG